UCCUCUCGCCUGUCUCCAACCAGAUAAUUUUAUUGCUCACCGACUACCCUCUAACUUCUCUCUCAGUCUCAGAGUCUUCAGAGUGACUGAACCUUUUCUGUUAAACUUCUUUGCUCACUGUGUGCUUCUGUCUCUCAGUUUUACUCUCUGGUGUUUGUUUUCAAAAAAAGAACAGAGAAAAAUAGAUUACAUUGACUACAUUCUUAUUUACUUCUGGGGUUUUCUGUGAACAAUCGACCUUCUUAAUUUCAAAAUGUUUUUCAGUUUUAACCAAACUGCCCUUUAGUUCACCUCAUUGUGUUGCUAUCAUAUCUGUUUGUUUUGAUUGACUGUAUAAAAAUGAGUAAAGAAGAGUUCUUGAAGAUUCAGACUUGUGUUCUUAAAGUAAAUGUGCACUGUGAUGGGUGUAAGCAUAAAGUGAAGAAGAUCUUGCAGAAAAUUGAAGGGGUUUACACCACAAACAUAGAUGCAGAGCAAGGCAAGGUGACUGUGUCUGGGAAUGUUGAUCCAACCACACUAAUCAAGAAGCUUGCAAAGAGGGGUAAAUAUGCAGAGUUAUGGCGUGCGCCAAAAGCCAACAAUAAUCAGCAGAAUCAACUCAAUAAUCAGUUCAAGAACCUGCAAAUUGGCAACGAGAAAGGUCAAAGUAACAAGAACCCUAAUCAGAAAGGAGCUAAUCCUCAGCCAAAAGGUGGUCAAAAUCCACAGCAUCAACAAUUGAAAGGGAUUCAAGAUCUGAAAAUGCCUUUCAAUGCCAAGGACCAGAACCAGAAGUCUGUCAAAUUCAACGUGCCUGAGAUUGAUGAAUCUGAUGAUGAUGAGUUUGACGAUUCGGAUUAUGAUGAGUUUGAUGAUGAAAUGGAUGACGUUCCAUUGAAUAAGAUGAAACCCGUGAUGGGCAAUGGCCAUGGGGGUGGUCAGAUACCUAAGAUGAUGAAUAAUAAUAUGAUGAACAUGCAGCACCCUCAGUUUAUGAAAGGUGGUGCUAAUGGAGGUUAUAACGGAGGAAAUGCUGAUGGAAAUGGCAAGAUGAUGAUAAAUAAUAUGAUGAAGGGGCAGCACCCCCAGUUCAUGAAAGGUGAUGCUAAUGGAGGCGGUAACAACGGUGGAAAUGCCAAAAAAGGUGGUGGUGCUGGAAACAUACCGAUGCAGGUGAAUUUUGGUGGAACUAAUGAUGGAAAAAGUGGUGCGAAUUUCUGCAAGAAAGGUGGUAAUGGAAAUAAUAACAGCUGUUAUCAGAAUCAAGGAGGUGGAAAGGGUGGCAAGAAUGGUGGUGCUCAACCACAAGAUGGGAAAAACGGUGGUGGCAAUGGUGGCCAGAACAAGAACGGAAACAAUGUCAAUGGUGGUGGUGCUAACGGAGCGAAGAAAGGGAAUGGAAUGAAUGAUGGGUUCCAUGUUAUGCCAAAUAUGAUGGCUAUGAAUGCAGGUGGUAGCAUGGGCCAGAUGGGGAAUAUGCCCAUGGGCCAAAUGAGACCACUGAAUAAUCCACAAAUGGGUAAUGUUCCGGCUGUCCAAGGGCUUCCUACUUCCGCCAUGAAUGGUGGUGGUGGUUUCCAAGGUCUGGGCAUUGAGCACAUGGCCGGGAACCCCUAUUACCAGCAACAAUUGGCGGCAAUGAUGAUGAACCAACAACGUGCGAAUGGGAAUGAAAGGUUUCAACCAAUGAUGUACGCCCGACCUCCACCUGCGGUCAGUUACAUGCCACCUUACCCUCCUUACCCGUACCCUCGACAUCCUGGCGAACAACCAGACCAGUACUCAAUGUUCAGCGAUGAAAACACCUCGAGCUGUUCCAUGAUGUGAGAUUGACAAUAGCAGCAUUAAACUGAAUUCGCCUAAUUUUCUAUCGACCGAUAGCAGCCGUUGAACUUAUGCUUCAGUUGUAGUUUCGAUCCAGUAAUACGCAUGGAUUGGGUUUUACAUUUUUCUUUUCUGAAUUUAGUGUUUGAUCAUAUAUAGGGAGGUUUGUUUUGUUGAUGAAAUGUUCAUAUGUUGAAAACAGAAAUAAAAUCAAACAGAAUGAGGAGUUUUAACGAAAAACAAAUCCCAUAUCUA
This is a messenger RNA of Olea europaea var. sylvestris, 2058 nucleotides long. Its product is annotated as heavy metal-associated isoprenylated plant protein 33-like. Gene Ontology annotation, molecular function: metal ion binding. NCBI's taxonomy places the organism in Eukaryota, Viridiplantae, Streptophyta, Magnoliopsida, Lamiales, Oleaceae. Bases 340 to 1806 code for a protein of 488 amino acids. The record is from RefSeq and is a predicted model, not a curated record. The transcript has 3 exons.